Ostertagia ostertagi is the source of this 519-nucleotide messenger RNA. The record is from the annotation of a GenBank genome assembly. Lineage: Eukaryota; Metazoa; Nematoda; Chromadorea; Rhabditida; Trichostrongylidae.
UUGCUCUUCUGUCAGCGGACAUGCGGUGAUGGUCAGUCUAUCUAUGCUGUUGCAGUAGAUCGUGAAGUGACAUUGUUACUGGGAACUGGUAAAACACUUUUACGGCAGGACGUGCCCUUUGACAUUCGGCAGCUACUUUGGGUUGUAUUUCCUCCUUCAAAGAGUGAAAUAGAGACAGCUGUUACUCAAGAAUUUUUUUGCAUCGUUGGUUUGCGCGAUUUGAUGUUCAUUGCUGUCAAUGAUUCCCAUCCAUUGGGAUUUCGUGUGCAGUUCGAUAUUCACGCUGUAUACGCAACCAAGUUUGGGUUGCUCGUAGAGCGUGAUCUAACGUGUUUCGGUAUUUCGGCGGAAGAGCAAGUUGCUCUCUAUUCGCUCUCUCAUCCGUUAAAUGAGUUAUUGGCGGUGAUAUUCAAGCCGCGAGAUUCUUUGACGCAAUGGUUGUUUUGUUGGGAGAAAUCCGAAUAUCGUAUUAUAGGAGCUGAAGAUGAUUUUUUGUUGGUAUUUGAUAGAUUGAAUGAG